Penicillium coprophilum is the source of this 2064-nucleotide messenger RNA. RefSeq lists its product as uncharacterized. The transcript is spliced from 4 exons. The coding region runs from base 1 to 2064 and encodes 687 amino acids. Gene Ontology annotation, biological process: regulation of DNA-templated transcription. The record is from RefSeq and is a predicted model, not a curated record. NCBI's taxonomy places the organism in Eukaryota, Fungi, Ascomycota, Eurotiomycetes, Eurotiales, Aspergillaceae.
AUGUCUGGCAUUGAGAUCAUCGGUAUUGCAGCCAGUAUCAUACAGGUCGCAGACCUGGGCACUUCUCUAUCCGUCAAGUUAUUCUCAUUUUACCGACGAAUAAAAAAUGCCAACGAAACUAUACAGCUCUUGUCAAACGAAGUCGCACUUGUCAGUGCCAUUUUGCGUGAGCUAGGUGAUAAUUUGAAAGGAGAGAAAGCAUCUGAGCUUUGCUCGGAUGAGGCAUUUCAAACCCUGCAAUGUGUUUUAGUGCAGUGUCGCGGUGUGCUUCGACAAAUUGGAAAAGUUGUCGAUAUGAAUGAUCAGUCUAGCAAAACCCGGCUACAACAAGUCACGGGGAAAUUUAAGCUAGUUCUGCUAGAACCGAGCCUGGAUCCCUUGAAAGCCGACUUAGACAGGCUCAGGUCAACAAUGCUCCUCCUGCUCAAUGUCAUUAUGUUUGCUGGGAAGGUUCGCAACCACGAUCUGCCGAAUGACCAAGAGCAACGUGCUUUGAUAGAAACACUGUUACAAGAAAAACAAAUUGAAAAAGAUCGUGGAAACAGCUCUCUACCGACCUAUCAACAGGCUCAGCAGAUACUUGACUCAAAAAUGACAGACAAUGCCCAUGAAGGCGAGUUCACCGAGGUAAAUGAGUACAAUGCCUUGAUCUACAAAAUGCUGCAAGAAAUUGAAUCCUGCAAAUCAAAACUCGAGGACAGCCGCUGUUCAAGGAUAAGGAAAGGUGUUUUGAGCAUACAUGACAACGAAAUCAUUCGAUUUCAACUCACUCAUGGUCAUUCUGUUCUCCAUCGUUUCGACAAAUCACUGCUAGUUAGCGAGGAAGAUGAAUCGAAAAUUCCAACAGCUCACACUUCGGAUCAUGUUGAUAAACCGGCGCCAAAGAAAGUUUCAUCACAAACUGCAACCCAGCAUCAAACACAGCAUCUGAUCUCAACACCUAUCGCAUCAUCGGCGGCAAAGUCAAUGAAGUGGGUUUUUGUGACCACAGAUGGCUUAAAUUUCCGUCUAGUUGAGAUAUCCGACCUCCCUUCGGUUGAGGCUUUACGUGCAAUGAUCUGUCAGAAUCUUGGGAUUUCCGACUGGGUUAGUGCGCAAAUCUUCCUCGCUGAGCCUGGUCAACCCAAAAACGAAGAACCCAUGAGUGAUACCGAUCUGACGUCUUAUUGUUCGAUAAAAUCAGCCCCUGGCGCUCCAUUGAAGCUAUUUGUGCGAGGGAUCUUUUCCAACCUUCCUUCACCCAACCUCGAUCCUCUUACACCAAUCUCCCGACAAACGACGCUUAAAGUCGCUUCUGUCGAGACAUAUCCUACAGAAAGCAUCCGAGACUCCGGCAAGAAGAACAUUCCAAACCCGGAUUGUAUCUCCUGUAAGGAGCCCGAUUUACUCAUAAGUAGGCGGAAGCAGAAGGCUCAAUAUUUCUCUGAUGAGAAAAACGCUUCUGGUGACUCUGGCUAUAAGCGCACAGAGGUUCUCGAACACAAGCCCAGUCCACCGAUUGCGCCGAAUGAGUCCCAAACACUCACCAACGCCGCCUCCCCGAAUCAAAGACCAGUUCAUCAUGGCUAUGACUAUUCUCGGGCCCGGCUAGCAGUCGAAACGCAUCACCUGGAAGCCGCGCCUGCAAGUGUAGAUCGAGCGAGCAAUGCCAUUGGCACACCGUUGCCUGAUCCUAUCUGGGAGCCUGAUCAGUCUUCUGCACUCCAUUCACCUGCAGCUUACUCCCCUGCCUCGCCUGCGUAUUCCCCUGCCUCGCCUACGUAUUCCCCUGCCUCGCCUGCUUAUUCUCCUAUAUCGCCAUCCUUCUCUCCCACUUCGCCGUCUUUCUCUCCUACUUCGCCAUCUUAUUCGCCUGCAUCACCCUCGAGCAGACCAAAGUUUGAUCCUCGAUUACAAGAUUUUGUACAAUCGCGGAAAACAUCUGACAAGUCUGAUCACGAAGCCAAAGAAGAUUCUCCCGAUUCCCCCUCUGCGAUGAAGAUACCGAUUGCCCUACCAGAGAGCUUUGAAGAUUUACUUUUGCGCUGGACCAAACUUGGACUCAAUGAAGUUGAAGCGCUGUAA